Didymodactylos carnosus is the source of this 3180-nucleotide messenger RNA. The record is from the annotation of a GenBank genome assembly. NCBI's taxonomy places the organism in Eukaryota, Metazoa, Rotifera, Eurotatoria, Philodinida, Philodinidae.
AUGACAAAAAUGGAUGUUUUAGUUGGCAAUACUAAAAAAUAUAACAUUCCAUUGAGCCACUUUGAACAAUCAUACAUUAUAAAUUGUACGAAUGGUAAAGAAUUAGAAAAAAUUUACAAAGUAUUAAAAAGUGGAGAUGAAGGAAAAUUUCCACAACUAGAAGCAUUGACGCUUGAGAGAAUAGAAAAAAUCAAGCCAAAUAGUUCUUUAUUGCGUGAUGAAAAACCACCGUUAAACACUUCAUUUUUGCCCGAAGAGGAACUGAAUAAUUUCAAUGAUUUUUUAAACACAAUGAAUCGUAAACAAGAAAAUGGUGUUCCGGAUACGACAUCGACGAUUCAUUACCCAAUUCGAAGUUCGACUGGAAUGGAUAAUACAAUACACAACGUUGGGAAACAAAUAUCAAAGAAAAAUAGUGCUCUUCCUCGCAGUUAUGAUGAAUGGGGAAAACUUGAUAAGCAACUUGAACUUGACGAUGAUACUGAUGAAGAUGACAAAACAAGUUCAAAAUCUCCAAAUGGAAUAACAAAGUCUGAUAAUAUAUCGUCUGUUACGAGUCAACAUAACGAUAUAAAUGAACAACAUCAUACAUUGGCUGAAGAAUUGCGUAUUCAAGGAAAUACGGCUUAUAACCAAAAAAUGUAUCAACAGGCAUAUGAUUAUUAUACAAAUAGCUUAAAAUAUAACAAAAAAAAUUUAUCAUUACACAAUAAUCGUGCAAUGGCUGGUUUGAAACUGAAUAAAUACGAUGAAUGUAUUGCUGAUUGUAAUGAAGUUUUACAUGCUGACAACAGAAAUAUUAAAGGUUUAUAUCGCCGAGCACAGGCAUUUUAUGGUAAAAAAAUGUAUAAUGAAGCAAUCACUGAUCUUCAAAAGUUACUAUUGUAUGAUUCAAACAAUAAUGAAGCCAAAGAGUUAUUAAAUAUUGUAACAGCAAAACGAGAUGAAUAUGUAGGUGUACAACAACGGGGUGGUAAACGUCUUGAAAUAGUCGACGAUGAUAAUGAUAUACUUUCAGAAGAGAUUGACACAGUUGGGCGAAAAAUCGAAAUUAAAGCUGUGGAAAGUGAAGAUGACGAUGAGGAUGAUGAUGAUGUUGCGAAGGUUGAUAGAGAUGGAAAGAUUAUCCAGGAUAUCGAUAAUAAUAUCACUGCUCCUAUUGUUUAUUCGAGUAAUCAACAACCAUGCAUUGAACUCCUUGCCGAUGAUGAUAGUACUCCCUCAUCAUAUGUGACCGAUAGAAAAAAUUUAUUUAAUAAUGGAUCAAACUUACAAACAAGAUAUUCUAGCGGAGAUGGAGUUGAAGCGGAUAAUGAGGCAGAAGACGACGAUAAUAAUAGUCUUGAUUCUGAUGGUCUUGGUGAAAAUUCAAGAUCACCUCGAAGUAUGAAUGUGUCACCAAUAACAACACCACAAGACCAGAUUGAUCAAAGUAUUUUAUUUUCACCAGUGCCAGAUGAUGAUAAUAAUGAAUCAUUUGAAGAUGAUAUAUAUAAUCCAAAAUUGUUGCAUACACAACAAAAUGAAUACGAUCCAAAUAUUUACGAAGAUGAGCGAGAAACAGUUCCGAAAACGAAUCCGAGCAUGUGGAAUGAUACGUUUACAACAGUCAGUUCAACGGAUGCACCGUUGGAUAAUGACGACUUUGAUGAUAUUGAUAGCGGUAAUGAUAGAUCGACGAUUUUAUUUACUGAUGCUGUAUCAAGAUCAAAUUUCAGUCUACACAUACAACAUUGGUUAAGAGAAACAGCGUAUGGUGCUAAUUAUUUACAAUCAGAUGAAAUAAAACGAUUUAUGACAGCAUCCACAAAACCUUGGUCACGACAACAAAUACCAUGGGAUCUUGAUAAAAUAGAUCAUCAUAUAAGAAAUUUUAGUCGUCUAGGCGAUUUUCAAAGUACGAUUGAUGCGUCUAAGAAAAUGUUAAGAAAUGGUUUCUUAGAUUAUCAUUAUCAUACUGAACAUAUUGUUGAAAUUUUAUGGACAUGUGCCGAUUCAUAUGCAAAAUUAGCUAAUGAUCGUUGUGCAAUAGAAUUUGCUAGUGAAGCAUUACAGUUUAAUAUAAUUCAUGGACAAUCGUUAAUGUGUCGAGCAAAAGCAUUUCAAAAUGAAAACUUCCUGCUUUAUGCAUAUUCAGAUUAUUCUAAAAUUCCAUCAAAUGAUCCAAAAUAUCAAUUAGCAUCAAGUCUUCGAGAAACAGUGAAAACAAUGCUUAAUGAAAAAGAGCCAACGUGGAGAGAGAAACUUAGUGGUUUAACUGAUGAUCUGUUUAUGUUGUAUAUUAAAGAAAAACAUAAUUGUCCAUCAACAACUGUUGAACAAUAUGAGUGGUAUAGAGCAUAUGGAAAUCAAUUGUAUAAUAAUGCAUGCUACGUGCUUGCUACAAAAUUUUAUGAUAAAUGUACAGAAAUAAACAAGGAAAAACCAACAGCUUAUUCAAAUCGUGGUGCUUGUUACCUCAAAUUAUAUGAACCAUUAAAAGCAAUCAGUGAUUUUGAUAUUGUUUUAAAUCAUGAUAAUCGAAAUAUACGAGCAUUAUAUCGGAAAGCAUGUGCAUAUAAAAUGUUAAAUAAUAAUAAUCUAUAUUUAUCGACAUUAAAAGAAUAUUUGAAAAUAAAUCCUACAAAUCAAUUGGUUUUAACUGAAUAUUACAAAAGUCAAAAAAUGCAAGUUCCAAGACAUCUUAGACGAAUAAGAGCAGCAUUCAAAAAUCCUGAACUGGAUCUACAACAACAACCACAACAGUUGUCAUCAACAGUACUAAUGAAUGGUAACACUGACACAGAGAAUUUUCUAACAUUUAAUGAAAUUGAUUCUCUCCGCAAAGAGGCUGAUAAUCAUGUAAUGAGUCUUUAUGAAUUUUUACAAAAAAUUAAUACGACAAAACCGUCUGAUUUAAAAAAUUACUCAAAAUUAUUAUUUCAUUUAAAACCAGCGACAGUCAAUAUACAAAUUGGUAAUAUAUCUCCAAAAUUACUAGAAACAAUUCUUAAAUAUUUUUACCACUUUAUUCGUGCUGAAAAACAACAACAACAACAACAGCAGAAUAAUGACACAUUCUCAUAUAAGGAUAGUUCUAAACAUUAUAUAAAUGAAUUAGUUGCUUAUUUUACUUCAACAACGACAACAAUCGAUCGUAAAAAAUUGAAUGAAUUAAAAAAAGGAUUUAAAGUAAUUUAG